This is a messenger RNA of Phytophthora sojae, 642 nucleotides long. RefSeq lists its product as hypothetical. Gene Ontology annotation, biological process: pectin catabolic process. Gene Ontology annotation, cellular component: extracellular region. Lineage: Eukaryota; Oomycota; Peronosporomycetes; Peronosporales; Peronosporaceae. Gene Ontology annotation, molecular function: polygalacturonase activity. The coding region runs from base 1 to 642 and encodes 213 amino acids. The record is from RefSeq and is a predicted model, not a curated record. The transcript is spliced from 3 exons.
AUGAACAGCUUCUCGGUGCUCAAUGAACAGGACAAGGACAAGACGCUGGACUACGACGCCUACUUUGUCUCGCAGGAGACGCUGAACCUGAUCGCGGUCAAGACGGGCGCUAGCAUCGCGUUCGUGGCCACCAAGACGUUCGGCACGCGGUCCCGACCCCAACGUGCCCCCGUGUUUUUCGAGCAGAAGAACGUCGUCGGCUUGAGGGUGGCGAGGUCCAAGAUCAAGAGCAUGCCGUUCCGCACGUUCAGUGGCGUGACGUCCAAGGACACGACGCUGAGUGGCCUGACCAUCGACAACCGCGCCGGCAACGGCAUUACUAAGAACACCGGCGGGGACAGUCACCAAGAUGGAGUUGCACGGCGCGAUGUUGGUGCUCUUCUUGAAGGUGCCCGUGAUGUGGCAGGCGACUGCUGCUGCAGCUGGGUCGGCCGAUCCUGUUGCUGCUGCUUGGAGACUGCAAAUCGGUACUCAUUUUGGGAAAAGCCCUCCCAACGCACCGCUCUCAGCACGAUUUUUGGAGCUGCGGACGGCAUCUGGGAGCCGCAGAGAGGGGACUCUGUGGUGCUGCAGAUGGAUGAUACCGGUGGCAAGCUGCGUCGAGCACUGAUCCGAUAUUCGUCCCGUGAGCAGAUGCAUUGA